AUGGCGGCCUCCCACGCCGGGCCGGUGGAGCUGGGCUUCGCCGAGGCGGCGCCGGCGUGGCGGCUGCGCAGCGAGCAGUUCCCCAGCAAGGUGGGCGGGCGGCCGGCGUGGCUGGGCCAGAGCGGGCUGCCGGGCCCCGCGGCGCUGUCCUGCCCGGCGUGCGGCCGGCCGCUGGCCUUCGUGCUGCAGCUGUACGCCCCGCUGCCGGGCCGCGCCGACGCCUUCCACCGCGGCCUGUUCCUCUUCUGCUGCCGCGCGCCGCCCUGCUGCGCCGGCCUGCGAGUGUUUAGGAAUCAGCUGCCCAGGAAGAAUGACUUUUUCUCCUUCGAGCCGCCCCCGGAGGACCCGCCGCCCGACACAGGACCCGCCGUCGUGUGCCUCCAGCUCCAAUCGGGGGCUCAUCUCUGCAGAGUCUGCGGCUGCCUGGCCCCCAAAACUUGCUCCAGAUGUCACGGGGCACAUUACUGCAGUAAAGAACAUCAGACUCUGGACUGGAAGUUGGGACAUAAGCAGGUCUGUACGCAGUCAGAUAAUUUCAGCAGUACAAUUCCAGACCACAACUUCCUUUUUCCAGAAUUUGAAAUUGUAAUAGAAACAGAAGAUGAGAUUACUCCCAUUGGUGUGGAAAAAGAGGACUCGGAGAUCAUAGGGAGCAUGGCUGAAGCAUCUGAAGAAGAAUUAGAAUCAAUGGCAAAGCAUGAAUCCAGGGAAGAUAAGAUUUUCCAGAAGUUUAAGAAUAAGAUAGCCCUUGAGCCUGAACAGAUUCUCAGGUAUGGCAGAGGAAUCACCCCCAUCUGGAUUUCUGGUGAAAAUAUCCCUCAAGAAAAGGAUAUUCCUGAUUGCCCCUGUGGUGCAAAGAGAAUAUUUGAAUUUCAGGUCAUGCCUCAGCUGCUCAACUACCUGAAGGCUGACAGACUGGGCAAAAGUGUUGACUGGGGAGUUCUGGCAGUCUUCACCUGUGCUGAAAGCUGCAGACUGGGCACUGGAUACACAGAGGAGUUUGUUUGGAAGCAAGAGAUCACAGAUAACACCUUAGAGACACUGUCAAAUACUGAUCAGCCUCAGACAAUUGAGGUGUAGAAUUCUGUCUUGAAGUGGUAUCAGAGUACAGAUAGAGGGAUGUUUUUAAGUGUCAUACUCUUCAUCUGGACAAAUUGUACUGGAAAGAAAUACAUAUUUCUCUUAAGUGUUUGUACAUUAUAUUACUAUUAUAGACCAGGUGGGGAGUCUUCUUUUUUUCCCCUUGCUGGGGACCAUUGCAUAUGUAUAAUGUCAUUCUUGAGUCAUGUAAUGGCACAGAUGGACCACACAUGGGCCACAGACAGCUAAUACUCUCCACAGUCCUGCCCUCAAGAUUGUGGGCCUCACACAGUCUGCUGGUUUGGACAAUCCCAGCCCUGUUCAUACCA
This is a messenger RNA of Suncus etruscus (white-toothed pygmy shrew), 1409 nucleotides long. It is a transcript of the gene PDCD2, whose product is annotated as programmed cell death 2. The record is from RefSeq and is a predicted model, not a curated record. NCBI's taxonomy places the organism in Eukaryota, Metazoa, Chordata, Mammalia, Eulipotyphla, Soricidae. The coding region runs from base 1 to 1080 and encodes 359 amino acids. The transcript has 6 exons. Gene Ontology annotation, cellular component: nucleus; cytoplasm.